Penicillium vulpinum is the source of this 1398-nucleotide messenger RNA. Its product is annotated as PPIL4 family peptidylprolyl isomerase. Gene Ontology annotation, molecular function: RNA binding; peptidyl-prolyl cis-trans isomerase activity. Gene Ontology annotation, biological process: protein peptidyl-prolyl isomerization. Lineage: Eukaryota; Fungi; Ascomycota; Eurotiomycetes; Eurotiales; Aspergillaceae. The transcript is spliced from 3 exons. Bases 1 to 1398 code for a protein of 465 amino acids. Gene Ontology annotation, cellular component: nucleus. The record is from RefSeq and is a predicted model, not a curated record.
AUGAGCGCGCUUUUAGAGACCUCCCUGGGCGACAUUGUAAUUGACUUGUUGGUCGACGAUGCACCCAAGGCGUGUGACAACUUCUUGAAGCUAUGCAAGCUCAAGUACUACAAUUUCUCGCCCAUCCACAGUGUCCAAAAGAACUUCACCUUCCAGACUGGCGACCCGCUCGGCCCUGAUGUACCCGAGAGCGAUGGAGGAUCUUCAGUAUGGGGUCUGCUGGACGGACCGUCGAAACGAACAUUUCCCCUCCAGGUAUCGCACAAGUUGAAACACUUGGAACGCGGCACGGUGAGCAUGGCGACGGUACCGGCUAAGAACGAUCCCGACCAACGAUUAGCCGCCAGUCAAUUCAUCAUUACACUUGGAGACAAUCUGGAUUAUUUAGAUGGAAAGGCCGUGAUUUUCGGCAAGGUCGUUGAGGGCUUCGAUGUCCUGGAGAAAAUCAAUGAUUCCUUUAUUGACGACCGAGGUCGACCACUGAAGGAUAUUCGCAUUCGUCAUACGACUGUCCUUGACGAUCCCUUCGAUGACCCGCCAAAUUUGGUUGAACCACCUGAAAGCCCGGUACCCUCCAAAGCCCAAUUGGCCACGGUCAGAAUCGCGGACGAUGAGGACUUGGAUGAUGAUAUGGAUGAAGAGGCUAUGGACAAGCUGCGUCGCGAGCGUGAGGCUCGCGCGCAGGCGCUAACAUUGGAAAUGGUGGGAGACCUGCCGUUCGCUGACGUCAAGCCGCCAGAGAAUAUUCUUUUCGUUUGCAAGCUCAACCCGGUCACACAAGAUGAGGAUCUAAAUCUUAUUUUCAGCCGCUUUGGAACGAUCUUGUCUUGCGAAGUCAUUCGAGACAAGCGCACCGGUGACAGUCUACAAUAUGCAUUUAUUGAAUUCGAGGAACAGAAGGACUGUGAGCAGGCCUAUUUCAAGAUGCAAGGUGUCUUAAUCGAUGACCAUCGGAUCCAUGUAGAUUUCUCACAGAGUGUAGGAGCUUCUUGUCCCUAUUGUCUAGACCAAUAUGCUAAUCCAUCUCAGGUAUCCAAGUUAUCUGAAAGCUGGCGCAAUUCCACUGUCACCAAGCGCCGACAGAGAGGCGGAUUUGGUGGUGUUGCAGAUCUUGAAGCGAAACGCCAGUACCGAGAGCUGGACGACGCGCCUCCAAGUGAGGAUGAUUCUAGGUACCGGAUGAUGUUUGACAAGAACAAGAAAAGGGGCGCUCCAGCUCCAAUCCGCGAGGCUCCGCGGGGGCCUCCGUCGGAUCGUACUCGCGUUCCUGGUCGAGAUCGAGGGAGCCGAAGCCCCCGUCGAGAUGAACGGGAUCGAUACCGUCGUCGAUCGUAUAGUCGGAGUCCACGAAGAGAUUCACGCAAGGAAGGCCGUUACAAUAAUCGUGAUCGAAGAUAG